AUGGCUGAGAAAGAGGGCAAGGCAGUUCAGUUAUCAUACGAAGCAAAAUGUGGUUUAGUAGCAUUGACAUGCCAAGCGAGGCAUGGGCGUUACAACCCAGGAACUCUCCCACCUCUAGGUGUGCUGGAUGUUAUUGGCAGGGAUCGCAGGUUGGCGUGGCAGCAGUUGGGUACCAUGUCUCCUGAGGAGGCAAUGUGUAACUUUGUGGAGAGGCUAGAUAAUCUGUGUCCAUCCUUCGCUCCAUUUAUUGAAGCUCAUAAACGAGAUGUUGAAGAGAAGGAGAGGCUAGCCCGAGAAGAGGAGGAGAGGCAAAGAGAGGAGGAUGAAAGGAGAAGGUUAGAGGAGGCGGCUCGGCAGCAGGAGGAGGAGGAGAGGGCAAAGCAGGAGCUGCAGAGACGCCAAAUCCAGGAAGCUCUGAACCAGCAGACAUUCCACCAGUUCAAAGCAUAUGCUGAGCAGCAGUAUCCUGGAAACCCGGAACAGCAAGCAGUGCUGGUGAGGCAGCUGCAGGAGCAGCACUACCACCAGUACAUGCAGCAGCUCUACAUCCAGCAGCAGCAGCAGCAGCAGCAAGGGAGGGCCGUGCCCGGCGCCAUGGAUGGUGACACAGAUGAGCAGGCCAGGCUGCUCCAGCACCUCGGCUCCAACGGCACGCUGUCACCCCGGGGCGAGGACAGUGACGACGAGGACGAAAAUGGAGGUGGUCUGCCAACUCCAUCGGCUGCUUCGAUGUGGACUCGAAAGGACAUACGCGAAUUCAAGGAAGCUAUCCGAAGGGAGUCGGGAGAUGCCAUCAUAAAGGUUGGCCAUGGAGAAACAGUAACGGUACGAGUUCCAACACAUGAAGAUGGCACAUGCCUCUUUUGGGAGUUUGCAACAGAUAACUACGACAUUGGUUUCGGAGUAUAUUUUGAAUGGGCGAAACCGACCACCAGUCAAGUUUCUGUUCACAUCGCAGAGAGCGAAGAAGAAGAUGAAGAGGAAUUUGACGACGACGAGGACAAUGACGACCUCGGACUGGGCGAGGACGUCGAGCGAGGGGGCGGUGUCGCGAGCCUGCGGGCGGCAGCGACCGACACGAGCCGGCCGCCACUGUCGGUGAUCGUGCCGGUGUUCCGGCGCGAGUGCCAGCUGGAGGUGUAUGCCGGCAGCCACGUGUACCCGGGCCAGGGCGUCUACCUGCUCAAGUUCGACAACUCGUACAGCCUGUGGCGCUCCAAGACUCUCUACUACCGCGUCUACUACACGCGGUGAGUGUCCAGCGGGGGAUGUGCGGGCCGCUCGUGGCGGCGUAAGUGAGGGCGAUCGAGCACUGUUCUCCUUUCUUAUUUUGAUUUGUCGUGAUGUUGAAUGCUGCGAGUAAAUGUUUGAAACAUGAGUGCAGAUAUCUGCUGUUUACUAAAUUUUCUGAUUUAACACCUCUCUGAAUGUGCAAUAAAUUAGGCGGUGAAGCGUUGAAAUAUGUGUCGCAGUAGUAUCUUGUGAGAGACUUUGAUCUGUACUACUGGCUGUGGUUUUCUGUUAUCUGAUAUGUUUACUGCCUAAAUAUGUUCAUUUCAGGGAACAAUAAUUUCGGUCCUGUACUUUUUAACCCGUUUGUUUUGUAGGAAACCACUAUCCCCAUUCUCGUCUGCCUUAGUGAUCUCUUAUGCUCAAAAUGGAGUAUACUUAACUUUUAAACUAUCAUUUUUGUUUCAUAUGUGCUUAAAUUUGUGCAUGUCGAUCAAACUGAGAUAUAAAAUUCUUUCCUAGCAAUUUUAACACAUGAAUUGCUUUGUAAAUGUGGGCAUGUGUAAGUUGAUACAAAAGUUGCAGAAUGUGUACAAGUAGAUUCAAUAUGUAAAUGGAAAAAUUGGUGGUGUCAUUCAGAAA
This is a messenger RNA of Schistocerca nitens (vagrant locust), 1872 nucleotides long. RefSeq names its product Golgi resident protein GCP60-like. Gene Ontology annotation, molecular function: fatty-acyl-CoA binding. NCBI's taxonomy places the organism in Eukaryota, Metazoa, Arthropoda, Insecta, Orthoptera, Acrididae. The record is from RefSeq and is a predicted model, not a curated record. Bases 1 to 1254 code for a protein of 417 amino acids. Gene Ontology annotation, cellular component: Golgi membrane. The transcript has 9 exons.